Molecule: messenger RNA, 2208 nt
Organism: Phytophthora sojae
Lineage: Eukaryota; Oomycota; Peronosporomycetes; Peronosporales; Peronosporaceae
Exons: 7
Coding region: 1-2208 (735 amino acids)
Molecular function (GO): protein binding
Source: RefSeq, a predicted model, not a curated record
AUGAGAAGCAAUCAGCAGACGUCACCGACUAAAUCUCACGUUAUGGAUCCAACUAGCGGUAUCACGGGACCACAGGGGGUUGGUUCUGUUGAACCGGAAGCAAAAGGCCAGCAAGACCUGCAGCAUGCUGCUCGUUUCUUCCUCGCUCGUGGCAAUGCGUUUCGUGCCAUCGGAGAACUGGAACGAGCCGCCAAAGAUUACGGAUCUGCUAUCACGCUGGACGACCGCAGUGCACUCUACUUCGCCAACCGCGGAGCUUGCUAUCGUAAGCUGAACCAGACUGCGAAAGCUCUGGAAGAUCUCACCAACGCCAUUGAGCUCGAUGGACGCAAGGCACCCCAUUACUUUAACCGCGCGCUUGUGUUGCAUGACGCUGGUUUCUACCGUGAGGCCAUUGUUGACUUCUCAAAGGCGCUUGAAGACGGAUCCACGGCCUCUGCUGCAAAUGCUGCAGCAAAUAAUGCAGGAGGAUCAGGGGCAACUGCGACCCCACCCGCGAAUGGCGGGGGGAUUGGAAUUCGAGUCGAGUACCGAGCGCUGCAAACUCGAGCGAACUGCUAUCGGCGGCUCGGGCACUUGUCCAAGUGCAUCGAGGACUUGCAAGCCGCGAUUAAGCUGGACCCACGAAAUGCUUCGGCGUUUAGCGCUCUUGCACUCGCUCACUUCGAGUGUGGCGACUUUGAAAGAUCGGCGGACGGGUUCACACGGGCCAUUGAGCUCAACUCGGGAAACGCCAGCUACUUCAGCUAUCGAGGGCUGUGUUACUAUCGUCAAGGCCAAGCCGCUGCAGCGAAGCAGCGCGAGCAGCAGAAUGUAGCAGCUUCGAUAACCAGUGGCAUGGGCGCGUUCGCACGGCAGUGUCUUGCUGACUUCAACAAGUGCAUCCAGCUCGACGGUCGAGACCCUCAAGCUUACUUCUUCCGUGGCUCUGUGAGACUCGCACUAUCCUACAUGUCUGCGUCGGAGCAACUGGAGGCAGCAUUUGCCGACAUUGAAAUGGCCUGCACGCUGCGUCCGAGCGGCACUCCUUAUCAGAUAGGAAUGGCCAUGAUUACCCAGCUGAAACAACGACACUCCGAAGCUCGAUCAAUGUUCGAAUCAAUAGCAGCAAGUGCUCCUGAAAACCGCAAGAGCGUACUGGUUCAAUUCCACACAGCGCUUUGCUGCCACGCUCUCGGAGAUCAUGAACGCGCCCUGGAACUACUCACGGCCGCGCUUGAUGUUGUUCCAGACGAACCGAUUUUCCUUGAAGCGCGGGGUCUAAUACUCCAAGAAAUGCGAGCGCAUCCUUUAGCUCUGGCAGAUUUCUCGUACGCACUGGAGCUACUCGAAGGGUUCGAAGAGAGCAACGCGAACACGAACCAGAUUUUUGGCUUACGGUAUCUGCGUGGGGAGAGCGCGCUGAGACUUGGUCGCUUCCAGGACGCCGUAGACGACUGUAGUGCUGCCAUAGCGGGCGGCUACACUGCUGACAUGGCAGCUCACAAUGCUCGUGGUAUGGCACUGCGCGGACUUGGGGAUUAUGACCGCGCUCUUCGUGAUCUCAACGUUUGCGUGGCUCAAGCGCCGUCAAACGACAUUUUCCGAUUCCAUCGCGCGUUGUGUCUGAUGGAGUGCGCGCGCUACUCCGAGGCCCUGCCAGAUUUGCACGAGACUGCGACUCGCAAUAGCACAGACACAAAGUUGCUGUACUACAUCGGACUCUGCUACUACCACGAGCACCAGCCAAGUGAAUGCGUCGCGUUCAUGAAGCGCGCACUGCAGUGCACACCAAAGCAGGAGCUGCUUCCAGAUCUGUAUUAUCACAUGGGGCUUUCGUAUGCGCUCGAGGGUCAGAACAUGGACGCUGUGGAGCAAUUCACCAGUGCCUACGAUCACUCACUGCUGCAGAACCAGCUUCAACAGCUCCACGAGGCCCAGCUCCUGUACAUCCACGAACGUGCCAAAGCCUUACAGCUGGAGCGAUACCAUGCCGAAGCCCUCGCAGACUUCUCGUUUGUCAUCGCCCAGCAACCCACCAACGCGCACGCAUACUUCCGUCGGGGCUUCGCUCACAAGGCCUUGGGUGACUUUAACGCCGCCGCUCACGACCUCCAAACUGCUCGCCUGCUUGAUCCAAACAACCUCCAGCUUGUCGUCAACUACAAGGAGCUGCGCGACGUCGAGUGCAUUGUGCUGUGCGCUCCAGGAGAAGAGAAGCGCUUCUAA